Molecule: messenger RNA, 2060 nt
Organism: Patella vulgata (common limpet)
Lineage: Eukaryota; Metazoa; Mollusca; Gastropoda; Patellidae
Product: THUMP domain-containing protein 2
Exons: 10
Coding region: 524-2014 (496 amino acids)
Biological process (GO): tRNA methylation
Molecular function (GO): RNA binding; tRNA (guanine) methyltransferase activity
Source: RefSeq, a predicted model, not a curated record
UUGGUUGGUAAACGAAAGUAGAUCAGAGAUAACCAGAAAAGUUUCUUAAGGAAAUUGCAAAGUAGUAAUGAUAUUAUCCUGAACUGUUUUGCUUAUAUAUGUUAAAAAGAAAAAAGAUGUCUUUGUCAUUUAUCUGCACGGCUGGUCGUGGGACGGAGAAAUUUGUGGAAGAAGAAUUGAGAACAAAAUUUAAUUGUGUUGACGUAAUAAAUAUUAAAGGACAAUCUUGUUAAAAACAUCCGAUGGUAAAAUAUAUUUUGAUGUUAGAAAUGAACAGGACAUACAACUUGAUGAUCUGUUAAAUUUAAAAAGUAUAGAAAGGAUUUUCAUCAAAAUAAAUAAUUUUAAAACCAGUAGAUUACCGUACGGAAAAGGUAAAGGCCAGUUUUUGAAUGCGUUAAAGAGAAGAUUAGUGAAGAAAGACAAACUUCUAAAAUCUUUACAGACAUUUACAAAGCUUCACAGAGGAUUGAAAACACGAACAGAUUCCCUUGAACCAGCCCCUAAAAAAUGUAAAUUACAUAUGACAUCAUCUCCGUCUGUGUUGGAUGAAGACAGGCAACAUGAGGACGGAAGUAUAAGUUUUCGAAUUUGUUGUAAACUUUCUGGUCAGAUAUGUGGAUUAAUAACAUCUCAGGAAGUAAAUAUUGAGUUGGGGAAACAUAUUACAAAGAUAACUGGUUGGAAAGUAGAUUUAACAUCACCAUUAUUAGAGGUAACAGUUCAUAUGAAUGAUGAAGUUGUUGUAACAGGUGUACCUGUUAUAAGUAUACCGAUAUCGAAGAGAAGUUAUAUUUUACACCAUGGUUUACGAUCUACUGUAGCUUGGAUAAUGUCUCACCUGGCCGAUAUACAGUUUAAUGAUGUAGUGGUUGAUCCAAUGUGUGGUAAAUCUACGAUAUUAAUAGAAGCUGUUAAAUUACAACCUGGAGGUGUAUAUAUAGGAUGUGAUAAAGACAAACAACAAUUACGAUAUUCUAUAUUAAACCAACAACAUGCUGGAGUAGAUAUCAACUUUUUACAUACAGAUACUUUACAUCUACCAUUAAUAGAUGAGAGUGUUGAUAAAAUCGUGUGUGAUGCUCCAUUUGGUCAAAAACAUAAAACAGACGAAGAAAUUAGAACAUUUUAUAUAAAAUUAUUACAGCAAAUUUAUAGGGUUUUAAAAGUUGGCGGUAAAAUGGUUCUAUUGACGAGUUCGCGUCUACGAUUUCACGUUUUACAAAAAUUAAAACAACCUCACAAAGAUAUAGUACCGAACAUUCAACCCACCAUUACUCAUUGUGAUAAUAUACAAGAAGAUAUUCCAGAAACAUUUAGUAAGAAAGGGAUUCAAGAUUUAAAACAACCCCGCAACGAAAUAAUAUCGAACAUUCAACAAGUGGCUACUCAUAACGAUAAAAUACAAAAAGAUAUUCCAGAAAUAUUUAGUAAGAAUGAAAUUCAAAGUUGCGUGGGGAAUUUUUUGGAGACUAAACAUCACCGUCCAAUUACAGAAAGCUUGCCUGACGACAAUUCAUUGAAAACAUCUGUAGAAAAGUCAUCUAUAAUUCCUAGUGAAAACGGUAGUUUGGUUGAUAAUAGUGAAGUACCGGUAAUUAUUCCUUCUAAAAGUGAAUCUGUUUAUACGAGUACAUCUUUAGCACCAGAUAUACAACGUAGAGAAAAACAUGUGUCUAUUACAUCAAACGUCUGUGACGACAAUUAUAGUGAAAAUGAAAGUAGAAAUGAUAGCCAUUGCUUAGCAACAAAAAUACAACACAAAGAAGAACAUGUGGCUAUUACAUCAAUGUGUGCAAUAGAUGAAGGGUUUGACAAAAGUAAAAAUGAAAGUAGAAAUGAUAGCCAGUGCAUCGAUCCAAAAAUAGAACACAUGGAUAAACAUGUUACAUCAAAGUGUGAAAUAGCUGAAAGUGAAAGUAGAAAUGAUCGCCAGUUAUUACAUUAUGUAGAGGAUCAUUAUAUAAAGUUAGGUGAAACACACGCUUAUAUUAAUGUUGCGGUUAAACUUUGAUAUUUUUCGUAUUUUAGGUCUAAUAAAAGACAAUUUAUCCCAAGUA